Lytechinus pictus (painted urchin) is the source of this 2986-nucleotide messenger RNA. RefSeq names its product apoptosis-inducing factor 3-like. The transcript is spliced from 4 exons. Gene Ontology annotation, cellular component: cytoplasm. The record is from RefSeq and is a predicted model, not a curated record. The coding region runs from base 17 to 310 and encodes 97 amino acids. Gene Ontology annotation, molecular function: oxidoreductase activity, acting on NAD(P)H; flavin adenine dinucleotide binding. Lineage: Eukaryota; Metazoa; Echinodermata; Echinoidea; Temnopleuroida; Toxopneustidae.
UGUAGCAGCACUCAAUAUGCUAGAUCAGAAAGUUGAGAUAGAAACAAUCCCAUUUUUCUGGACUCAGAUUUUCGGCAAAAGUGUCAGAUAUGCAGGAUUCAAUGAAGGCUUUGAUGAUGUUGUUGUUACUGGUGACCUAGAUGAACUCAAAUUUGUAGCUUACUACAUCAAGGACAACAUUGUUGUUGCCAUGGCCAGUAUGAACUCUGACCCUAUUGUUUCACAGUUUGCCGAGCUGCUAGCAAGUGGGAGUGAACUAAAUAAAUCAGAAAUACAGUCUGAUCCUAGUCAAUGGUCAAGUAAGUUAUGAAAUCCCUCUGAUCUCAAUGAUACUACACACCUCUAGCAUUAAGACCACCCCAAUCAACUGAGGAUCAUCGGCCGAUUGUCGCACCUCAAUCAACUGAUGAUCAUCGGCCGAUUGUCGCACCUCAAUCAACUGAGGAUCAUCGGCCGAUUGUCGCACCCAAUAAUCCAAUGACUAUCGUAACCCAUCAGCAAUUAGCAUUAUUACUAAUCUAUGAGUAUGGAAGUGAAAGAUAAUGGCCUGUAUUCUGAACUGUGGUCAUCUGAAGUCACUGUUUAAAUUCAUAUUGCCAAUUGUGAGACAAAUUGAUCUAAAUUCAUUCAUAACUGUCUGGGAAUAAUCAGUUUAAGUUACUUUUUAAAGCAUACUUUUAUUUUUCAUGUGUAGAAAUUGUGUUUGAUGACACAGCUCAUUUAAUUACUUAAUUCAGAAGCCCUGAGAGUUUGAAAGGGGGAUCUAAUUCAUUAAGGGCAAGUCCCAAAAUACAAGCAUAAAUCCUUGAUUAAAUGCAAAUUUGUAGUUGAUUAGUUGAAAUUCAACUUUCUUGUAACGCUUCCUUAUACUUCGAAAUUUGGGGACUUUUGCUUGAUUUGCAAUUGAACUGAACUUUCUCACAAUGCCCCAUUAGCUCUCAUGAUGAGUAUGUACAACAUGAAUUAUCUUUUCACAUAAGUUUGUUCUCAAUAUCUUAUGUAUUAAAAUUGUAAAAAGUUGUAUAAUUCAAACAAGAGUCAAAAGUAAAUUCUGGUGUUGGAUUUUGUGGUUUUCAAUCAACAUCUCAGAUAUUAUUUUUACAGUAUCUUGACUUUGUCCCAUUCUAAUAUAUGAUCACUGAUUUAUUCACUAUUUGUGCUGUCAAAUAUUCUUUAGAUGAACAAAUUUGAGACCAAAGUUUAAUUUAUUGAAUUCUGCAAUGUACUAUAUAAAAUUAUGUUAUGAAUAAUGUAUUCUACUGUAUACUGUACUAUACAAGGAAAAAUAUAUGGAUUUAAUGUUUCUUUUUAUUAAAUGUGUUUAUGUAGGGCUCCUAUGGAAAGUUUUUUGCAAACCUCAAGUUGUUUUUGAGAAACAAUUACCAGUACUGCUGUAGAGCUGACACACUAUCUGAAGUUAUAUAUAUUUAACCAUUGCAUUAUAAGAAGAAAAUUUUCUUAUGGUGUGAAUAAUGUUAGGGUCUUUAACAUCUAUGCAUGCAGAACACUUGGAAUGAAUGUCAAGUUUUCCACUUCAAAUACAUGUUAUUACUAUUUGAGCAUUUUUUAUUUCCUUUUCUAUCCCCUCUCUCUUUCAUUCUCCCCAUCUUCAUCUCUCUCUCUUUCGCUCUCUCCUCUUCAUCUCUCUCUCUCCCAUCUUCAUCUCUCUCUCCCUCGCUCUCCCCUCUUCAUCUCUCUCUCUUCCGCUCUCCCCUCUUCAUCUCUCUCUCUUUCGCUCUCCCCUCUUCAUCUCUCUCUUUCGCUCUCCCCUCUUCAUCUCUCUUUUCUCUAUCCUCUCUCUAUAUCUAUUUGGUUGUUUGUUUUCUUUCUAAGAUAAUGGCUACUUUGCUCUGUACCAUUCAAUUAACUCAAUAAGAUCAUUCUUCAACAACGAUGAUGAUUAUACUUUUGCUUCGUCUAUUUCUUUAGAAGAGGGGGCGGAGGGUAGUUUCCAUUACUAUAUGGAACACAUAUAUUGAAUAUUGUAACAUAAGACUGAAUGAGAGCCUCUGUAUGAAUCAGUUUGUUCUAGUGUAUGUAUAUAUAUGAACAGGUUCAACUUUAUAUUCUUCCUUGCGUGCCUUUUCAUUACACAGCAGCUAUGCACUGGCAUUAAAGCCUGUUAACACUUAACAGGCAUGCCACUUUUCAGGUUAAACUAUAUCAAUUUAUUUUGAUGCCAUAGAAAUUACAUUUCAAUGUACAAAUUUCUUCAAUCUAGAUGAUUCACAGGAUUUUCUAUUUAUUCCAAUUGCCAUCCCUGAAACAAGGUAAACUGGAGUUGGUUUAAUCAUGUGGAUGAAUGAUAGAAAAAAAGUAUAAGAGAAAAAUCAUACACACUAAUUGAACGAAAUUAUUUGCAAUAUCUUUUGAAAAUAAAUUCAAAUACUAAAAUCUUAACCUUCAGAAUUAUUGUAAUUAUGUAUGACCCAUAUUCUCAAGUCUAGCUUAACUUUAAACCAUGAUCUAAAUCGGCUAAAUUAUGGGAAGGAGAAAAUGUAAAAAAAAAAAUUGCAGCUCAUUCAUCUCAUCUAGAAUUUUUCCCCCAUAUUUUAAAUGAUAGCUUUUCCAAUUUUAUUAUUGCGAAUACCUAAUUUGUUCAUAUUCUAGACUUCUACAAUAACUUCACAUACGACUCCAUAAUGAAGCCAUAUCUUCAGGCCACACUAAACCAGAGUAUGGGUCCAUUUCCCGAAGUGUCGUUAAAGAAAAGGGAGUCACUAUUUUGUGUGUGAUCAAGACUUGAAUUGUAAAUAAUAUUAUACAAUCAUUUAACUUAGUUAGACUAGGUGCCUAUGGUACUAACAUGUGUAGAGGAUGUGCAAAAGGGGAUAAAAUGUUAUGAUAUAUAAUAGAGAGUUGUCUUUUAUCAAGUUUAUGUAAUAUAUACAACAAGUGUUCUAGAGAUUUUUUAUACAAGUUAUAAUCAAUUUGUGUGAUAUAUUAUGUGUGUAUAUAAUAUAAUAAAAUGUAGCAUUGCAAUAAA